Molecule: messenger RNA, 2857 nt
Organism: Octodon degus (degu)
Lineage: Eukaryota; Metazoa; Chordata; Mammalia; Rodentia; Octodontidae
Gene: Lmntd1
Product: lamin tail domain containing 1
Exons: 9
Coding region: 196-1467 (423 amino acids)
Cellular component (GO): cytoplasm; nuclear envelope
Source: RefSeq, a predicted model, not a curated record
CUUGGAGAUUGUCCCCCACCUUCACUGUGUGUCAUCUCAGGUCCUCAGCCAACAGAAGCGCUGGCUGGGUCGGUAGUGACGCGUCCACACCAGAACUCUGUUCGUGACAUUACUGUGGUAAAGGACACAUUAAAUCUGGUGAACUGAAAAUAGUUGGAUUCAUAGGACAGAAAAGCGACCGCUGUUUUAGCCAAGAUGAAAGACACGCAAGAGGUCCAGGAAGCUUCAGAGGCUCUGCAGGGUGACAUUUACAAGCAGGAAAAUAAAACAGAGACACAAGAGCAGAAAGAAGAUAAACUCAGACCUUCCCCAGGGAGACAUCAGUCUUCAGUACAGUUUUUCUCAAUGAAGAGAGACUCGUACAUCACAGCACUGCCACUGUCACAGUCCUUGUCCUCUGGAAGGCUUCUCAGUUACUACCUGUCUAGUCCUCAGAUGAGUAAAAUCACUGUGUCAACGAUGGCACCAUUGGCUUCAAAAUCCACCGUCGUGAGCUCUUCCCAAACACACAACAGUCUCGGAAACAGCUGCUUGCUACUUUCAAAGGACCAGUCCCUUGAUCCGGAGUUGCCUGUGGCUGGAGACAGCGAGGAUUAUUUCCUGUCUUUGUUUGGUCAUUCCAAGAAACUUACUUCACACUCAGGCCACGCCAAGGAUCCUCACAAACACUUCUCUACCAUUCUCGAAGAAGUUGGUAAAUCUGUAUCCAGCUCUCUAGGAGAUGUUGAAAUAGCUGACGUGCAUGUCAAGGGUUUAUUUGUGAAGCUCAUUAACUCCUCCCAUGACAGAGAAGCCGAGAUUGGAAACCACGUCCUGCAACAAAACGUGAAAGGACAGGCAGUGUCUCGGUACCGAUUCCUCCCCAACAUCGUUAUGCAGGCCGGUUCCACAGUGACGGUGUGGGCAGCAGCGUCCAAAGGGAAGCACCGGCCACCCCUUGACUUUCUCUGGAAGGAGCAAAGCACAUUCAGAGCAAGUCCGGAUUGCACAACGAUCCUGUGCAAGCCUCACGGUGAGGCUGUCGCCUGGUACACUCCCAUCCAUUGGAAGCAAGUGUGGGAAAAAUUAGAGACUGACAUUGAAUUUAACAGAUGUUCCGUAGCAACAUCUACAUCCCAAAGGCAGAUGUUUUUGGGGACAACAUCUGCUAGUGACAUAAAUAAAGACAAGCAAGAUCAAGCCUGGGAAGAUACCUCCAAAUGUGACCUCAAGCAAGUGCCAUUUCUUAAGAGAGAAAAGGAAAUGCCACCAACCCUUUUCCCCAACCGCAGUCCUUGGUGCAACAGCCCGUCCGUCCCUGUGCAUCCGUACUGCUCCCUGAUCAGCCCACAUGGUAGACGUACUCCCACUGCGAGCAGGUCUGCUCCACUGCGCAGGCAUCAGGCACCCCAGGCUGACCCAGCCUCAGUGUCUCCCACAGUUCUUGAUGAAUGUCUGUGGAAGGAAUCAGUGACUCAAACAGCAUGACCCUUGAGAGCACCGUGAUUCUUGAAGAGCUGUGAAGAGUGUAUCUGGUUUUUCAUCAAACGAGAAAAGCAGGUCGUACAAGAUAUGCUUGUUAAAAAAAUACCCAUCUUUUCCAAACACCUUCCCCAGUGGGUCCCAAAUUCUUAUUCUUUGUCAAUCAGAAGUCUUUUAAAUUAUACAAAUUAAACUAUUAGAGUCAAGGGUGUUAAUUCAGGACCUGUGAACAGAUUUCCAGAGGCCCAGGACCCUGUUAAAUUUGGUGCAAAAUUAUGUGUCUGUAUGAUUCCCUCCCCCCACCCCCGCGCUGGGGACAGAAUUGUAACAGCUUUUCUUUGAUUUCUGUGGCAAAAGAUGAGCACUAAGAGAGAUGUCAUGAGUGACUAAUUGAUGAUUAGCUAGGGCGAUCCUUGUGUCACCAGAUCAUUUCUUUGAAAGAUACAAACUAAGACUCUUCAAAGCAAAGAUGACACAGUUUUUUUAAUAUCUGGUAUUUUUAAAAUGAUAUGAUUUGGUAUUAUGAGCACACACCCAAUAACUGGCGAAGAGAAAACAAAACUUUGCCAAUUACAUGUAGGUUCUUCAAUCUGUUCUUUCACCCAGUGAUAGUAAAGAAUCAGAAUGAAGAACCAUAGGUGGAAAGAAUAGUUACCUUAUUUCUAAUUUCCUCUCUUAAAUAGAGUAGAGAGGAGGCUUGAGGCCAGCAAAUAAAAUAACCUUCAAGGAACCAGUACCGUAUGUAUAUACCAGCAUGAUAUAUUUGUAAAAUAUUUUAACUGCAGAAAACAUGCAGGACAACAUAGAAAGCACCCAUAUACUAGCAUUCAGAGUUAGCACAUAGCAACCUUUUUUCACAUUUCGAAGUCUAUACAUUUGAGGUUUCUUCUGGUUAUCUUUCUGGUUUGAGCUUGGUAUUGGAAUAAGUCAUCCCGUUGUUCAUUUUUACACUUUAAUCAUAUAUGUAGGAAUCCAUAAAAUGUGUGUCAUAGAAGUGAUGUUUUUAAUUUUCUUGAAUGGCCUCAUGUUCAAUGUGCCUUCUCUUUUUUAUGAAAUAGUACAGUUUGGGUAAUGUAAGUACAGUUACAUGUCACCCUAAUUCAGUCACUUGUGCUACCACAUGGUAUUUCAUUAUAUAAUCUUAGUGUGUUUUCUCUAUUUCUCCUUUAAUGUUUUUCCCUCUAGAAAUGUAGGUGGAAGUUUUGUAUUACUCAAUGAUUAUUCCAAAAUAAGAAAAUUAUACAAUGAUAUCACUAAAUACAGUAAGUACUUUAUAAACUUCAGUCCCUGCCCAUGAGGGAGAAAACUUUUAAAACUAGGAUAAAGACUUUCCUAAACCUGACAAAUAGAAUCAACAAAAUUCCUGGGCUGGCCAAAUAGCUCAGCGGAUUAAAGC